CGCCUUCUUCAGGAGCAAUUCGGGUAUGUGUGUGAGGUUCACGGCUGUUACUCCAUUCUUACGAAGCUAUGCUCAUAAUACCCGAAUUCAAUCACAGAUAUUGAAGUGACUCUUAAUAUCCGCCAGCAGAAAGCUGACCGACAGUAUGAGUUUGAGACCACACGAAUUUUGAGUCUGGGCGAAACCGAUGUCGAUUUCGACCUGGAGUGCGAGAUGCCGCUGCUCCCUACACACCCUGUCUCUCUCGUAUUCUACUUCAAGGCACUCAGUAACCCCCUCUCACAAGGUUCAGCAUAUACUACCUCAACCCCAUCCGCGUCCGCAUCCGCAACCAACCUGCUGGCACCUAUCGCAAAGUUCGCCACCGCGCCCCGCCGUAACAGUUUGAUGUCCUUCUUCCGCGGGGGCCGAUCCUCGAGCGACGAGACGGUGGUCGACAGCAACAACUCCUCCUUCUCAAAACCGUUACCUGCAUUACCAAGUGGUUCUCCUCGCCGGUCCACCUCCGGACCCGAUUUCAUGACCUCCAACCUCCUAGUAGCAGAAGCCGAGCCGACGCAGUCCGAAUGGGCCGAGAUCCUGCAAAGUGCGACCGGAACCCUCAUUGCGCCCGAACUCGAACUGCGCACCUUGGAAUGGAAGGGCGGGAUGGUGCAUGGCGAGUGCGUUGGAAAGAUCUCCUGUCUUAUUGGGUUCUUGCCCUUCAUGGAGGAGAAGGUUCCGAGAUCUUUCUUUCCGACGACAUAUGCGGAGUAUCAGAUGGCUGUGAGGAUUACGGAUUGGAAUCAGGCGCUGUCUAUGGAGGGGCAUUUGUGGCAGCUGGGUGGGGAUGUGCGAAAGCACUAUCGCCGCCGAUACUACCGCUUAACAGGUGCCGAACUGCACGUUUACGAAGCAGCUCCAUUGCCCUUCGUCACAGGCAUUUCUUGGGACGAGUCCGACUUUGACCCAAAGACCGAACUCCCCGCCCCACUGGAACAAUCCCACGGCAAACACCUACUGACAAUCGAGCUGGCUCAUUGCGAAAACUGGUACGCCUUCUCACCCAUCGGGCAACGGUACCGGACGUCUUCGGGUGGUCCUACGAAUGCUAGCGAUGACGGUAGCGAACCAUCGCAAUCUGAUGCUGCGUUCAACGAGCGGGACAAACUGCCUGAUCAACGCGCCGCGUUUGUUUUACUCUUCAAAGACGGCCGUGAGAUCAUUUUUGGAAUCGAUCCGGACGAGGUGGAGAGGUAUCAGCAGGAAAGCAACAAGAUGCUCCGAUCGUCUGAGACGAUCAGGCGAGAAUGUGAUGGAGACGGGACGCAGCCCGCGUUGGUAGAAUGGCAAUCGUCGGAUAUCGCAGACAUGUGGAAGCAAGCCCUCAACGAAGUUUUGAAUGGCGUGAAGUACGAGACGCCGCUGUGGUGGGAUGCACUGAGAGCGUCGAAGGGUGAAAGGAAGAGCGAGCAGCUGAGCGAGGAGGCUUACGAGCUCGCGUCCAGGUCGUGAGACUGUGUUGGGGCCAUGAGGCAGUUUUGAAGACACUUACUGUAGUUUUGGGAUCUUGCAUUUUUUUGGAACCUUCACUGUACCCAAUUAGGACUUUGUCACAUUUAUCGAAGAUGUUACACCCAUAUGCUAUAGCGCGUCAUUAUUUUGGCAGAUCGGCAUCACAUGCGUUCAUCAGA
Fimicolochytrium jonesii is the source of this 1673-nucleotide messenger RNA. RefSeq lists its product as uncharacterized. The transcript has 3 exons. NCBI's taxonomy places the organism in Eukaryota, Fungi, Chytridiomycota, Chytridiomycetes, Spizellomycetales, Powellomycetaceae. Bases 214 to 1494 code for a protein of 426 amino acids. The record is from RefSeq and is a predicted model, not a curated record.